UCUGCCUCUCACCCUCUUUACAAUAAAAACAAGAAAUCAAAAUUAAUAAAGAGGAAAAGGAAGAAAAAACAAAUCUAACCUGCAAAACUUCACUUGUUUUUGUGAUCCAAUUCUCAUGUUGUUUGUUGUCGAAUGGUGGGCCAUAGUAUUUUUAAAGAAUUUCGAUGAAGAGAAAAAGGCGAAGAAUGAAAGAAAAUUAGAGAUGGGUUUCUCUAAAGACAAUAUGGUUGGAUUUCUUUUGGCUCUUAGUUCUAGUGCGUUUAUAGGGGCAAGCUUUAUAAUUAAGAAGAAAGGUCUGAGACGAGCAGCUGCUGCUUCUGGUGUCCGAGCUGGAGUUGGUGGGUUUUCUUAUCUGUUGGAACCUCUGUGGUGGGCAGGGAUGAUCACAAUGAUCGUGGGAGAGGUCGCAAAUUUUGUGGCAUAUGCAUUUGCCCCAGCAGUUCUUGUUACCCCUCUUGGUGCCUUAAGUAUUAUUGUCAGUGCUGUGUUGGCUCACUUUUUAUUGAAGGAAAAGUUACACAAAUUGGGGAUCUUGGGCUGUGUAAUGUGCAUUUCUGGUUCAGUCAUAAUUGUCAUCCAUGCACCCCAGGAGCGUGCAAUCACUUCUGUUCAGGAAAUAUGGAAUUUGGCAACACAAACAUCUUUUCUACUUUAUGUGGCAUCAGUCAUUGUGUUGGUUUUCAUUCUAGUCUUCCAUUUCGUGCCACUAUAUGGGCAUACAAAUGUGCUAGUUUUUACAGGCAUUUGUUCUUUGAUGGGCUCCCUUUCGGUGAUGAGUGUUAAAGCCCUUGGGACUUCCCUGAAAUUAACGUUUGAGGGUGUGAAUCAAUUAAUCUACCCAGAGACGUGGUUUUUUAUGUUGGUGGUGCUUACAUGUGUCAUCACUCAAAUGAAUUAUCUUAACAAGGCUCUUGACACCUUUAACACUGCAGUUGUGUCCCCUAUAUAUUAUGUGAUGUUCACAUCACUUACCAUUCUUGCAAGUGUCAUAAUGUUCAAGGAUUGGGAUGGCCAAAGUGGGGAGAACAUUUUGUCUGAAAUAUGCGGCUUUAUCGUAGUGCUCUCAGGCACCAUCUUGUUGCAUGUGACAAAAGACUAUGAGAGGAGUCCCUCCUUUAGAGGUAACUGUACGCCUUUGUCCCCAUCAUUAUCAACCCGGCUUUGCAGUGGGAAUGGGGAACUACUGAAGCAUGAUGAGGAAUAUGUACCUCCUGAGGAGGUAUGCUUGAGAAGACAGGACCUGUACUAGUUGCUGUGUGCUUUCCAAAACUGAUACCACCUUAACAGAUUGCCUGAUGACUUGAAAACAGAGUGUGAAUUCUGUGAACUCUGAAAAAAUAGGCAAUGAUCAGAUGAGUCCUUGCGUUUAUUGGAUUCCAGAAGGAAAUGUUGAGGCUCAUGUUAGUUGUGUGGUAUCAGAAUUUCUCAGGGUAUGCAUUUCAAUAUUUGUUUUGAUGAGAGAGGUCAUGGCUGUAGUGAUCGAUGUUUUGCAUGCCAUGAUAUAUGCUGCUGCUUACAUGUAAAAAAUUCUCGGAAUUGCUGUGCUGGAGGGCAGUUUGCUUCUUGUGGUGAGUUCGCACAAAUAUAACGGAUGCAUUGGUGAGAUGGAAACCUUGAUUUCGUGAUGGUAUAGAUUUCCUUCUGCAGGAAUUAUCUCUUCACAGCGAAUGUCUCUGUGCAUGAGUUACAUGGGGGAAAUCUGUCGACACUCCCUGCAAGUUUUGGUUUUUUUCUGGCUUAUGGAACAUUACUGACUGCCUGCUUGUAGAGUAAUUCUAUCUGAUUUAUUUUGCUGUUCACUUGUAAUGCUGAAAUUUAGUAAUAAAAGAGAAGGGAUAAGCUUGAACUCA
Messenger RNA from Macadamia integrifolia, 1850 nucleotides. Its product is annotated as probable magnesium transporter NIPA3. NCBI's taxonomy places the organism in Eukaryota, Viridiplantae, Streptophyta, Magnoliopsida, Proteales, Proteaceae. Gene Ontology annotation, molecular function: magnesium ion transmembrane transporter activity. Gene Ontology annotation, cellular component: membrane. The transcript is spliced from 10 exons. Bases 116 to 1249 code for a protein of 377 amino acids. The record is from RefSeq and is a predicted model, not a curated record. Gene Ontology annotation, biological process: magnesium ion transport.